GUUGACCUGCCCGCCCCGUGUCCGCACACUCCCGGUGGGGACGCGGCGCGGGCCGGGUUAGGCUCCGCGGCCCAUGGGAGUGGGUGGCUCGGUGUGAGCCGGUCCGCCGCGGGUGGGCGUGCAGGGGUCAGGCGGUGUGUGUGUGUGUGAGGGGAGGUGGUGGUGGACCGGCAGGCGGGGGUGUCCCGUUGCUGGCGGCCGUCAUGGAGGUGUGCGAGAGCGGCGGGGAGCAGCCGCAGCUGCUGCACUGGGACCGCAAGCUGAGCGAGCUGUGCGAGCCCGCCGACCCCGACACCCUGCUGUGCCACACGCACUUCACAGAGUUCCUGGAUGAGUUUUCACCUGAUGUCCUAGGCCAGCUCUUGAAUGAUCCCUUCUUGUCUGAGAAGAAUGAAAUAAUGGAGGUGGAACUGUCUCCGGCAUCCCCAGCACCCCUCAUCCAGGCAGAACACAGCUACUCCCUCUGUGGGGACUCUCGACCCCAAUCUCCCUUGACCCACAUCUCGACUGAUGACAACUUUAAUGAAGGUGACCUGGAAAAUGAGGAAUGGUGUCUGGCUACAGAGCUUACUCCAUCAGCAAUAAAGACUGAGCAAGUGUUGUGCGAGACAUCAGGCCUUGCUCCUUCAGUCAGUCUCACUGUCACAACCACAUCACUGGAGGGGGAACAACCUGAGCUACAGACCGAUGCCCUGAUGAAACCACUGAGCCAGAAAGUUCUUCCAGAGAUAAAAUUGGAGCCCCAUGAAGUGGAUCAGUUCUUGAAUCUCUCUUCUAAGGAAGCAGUGGAUCCCCUGCAUUUGCCUCCAACCCCUCCCAGCAGCCAUGGCAGUGACUCUGAAGGAGGGCAGAGCCCAGCUAGAUCGCUCCCUCCUUCAAGCCCAAUCCAGCUACAAGCCACGGCUAAAGUGACAUCGCGCACAGCUUCAGCGCUCUCCAAUUCACCUCUGCUGACUGCACCACAUAAAUUACAGGGGACUGGUCCACUCAUCCUGACUGAGGAGGAGAAGAGGACACUGAUAGCAGAGGGGUACCCAAUCCCUACCAAACUGCCCCUGACAAAAGCAGAGGAGAAGGUGCUGAAGAAAAUCCGCAGGAAAAUAAAGAACAAGAUUUCUGCCCAAGAAAGUAGAAGAAAAAAGAAAGAAUACAUGGACAGUCUGGAAAAAAAAGUUGAGACCUGUUCCAACGAAAAUAGUGAGCUGCGUAAGAAGGUUGAAGUGCUGGAGAAUACUAAUAGAACACUUCUGCAGCAGUUGCAGAGACUUCAAGCCAUGGUUGCUGGGAAAGUGUCCCGUUCAUACAAGGCAGCUAGCACACAGACAGGGACCUGUCUUAUGAUGGUGGUGCUGUGCUUUGCAGUAGUUUUUGGCAGCUUCUCUCAGAGCUAUGGGCCAUAUCCUUCUGCUACAAAGAUGGUUUUGCCCAGGCAGCAUUCCUCACCAGAGUCCUACACAGACUCCAUUGUGAGGUCAAGGAGUCUGCUAAUUUAUGAAGAGCCUCACCAACUCGAGGAGUCAUCAAGCCCGAUCUCCUUUGCAGAUCGCAAUGACAGGCAAGCAGAUACUUCCAAGUACACAGCGCUGUCCCUGGAAGCCAUGCCGGGAACACAGCAGGAUGAUAUCAUGCAGUUCACAAUAGCCAACGAGACGAGGCUAGAGAAAUCAGUGCUGCUAGGCCUGCAGCAGCACAGAGUCAACUCCGAACUAGAAGGAAAUGAAACACUGAAGAUAAUUGAAAUAGAUAGAAGAGUCAAUGCCACCGCUUAAAAAUAAAAAAGGCCUUUUUUCUUGACUUCCCUUUUUCCCACAUAUUUUCAGCCAAAGUCCCCCUGACUUGUCAUCCUCAGUGAACCAAAGCACAAAAGAGAGGGAGUUCAACUUCUGCCUUGACUGGUGAGGCUGUGACUGCAGAUGGGAUCUCUUGUCUUUGUAACUCCCUUUCUCAUUUCACACACAGUCCCUAUAUUUGCUUUUUAUUCCUUUCCUGUCUAACACGGCAAGGGCAGGAUUGAAUGAUGAUGGCAGUUGAAGCCAGCAGCGUGCUGGUGACUGGUGGGUGUGUAUGUGCGCAUGCACGCACACAUCCUAAUCUGAGCACAAAGACAUUCUUUAGAAGAGUGAAAUAUGCAAACCCGAUGGGAGCAUGUGGGUGAUAGAUUUUUUUGGGAGAAGGUAGUUGAGAGAAAGAGGAGCAUGAUGCUGCUCAGAAUCUAGCCACAGCUCCAUGCCUACUGGUCUACAGCACUUGAGUCUUUUAUGGGGAUUGAGAAGCAUGUAUGUAACCUGCUUCUGAAGGGACAAGGAAGGUCCCUGAUACUGGGGAUGGACAGUGAUACUGCUGAAUUGUCCUCCCCUAGCUCUUUCUCUUCUCUCCUUCAGCUUCUUUAUCAUUUACUGAGGUGGGUUUCUCUCUGGAUCAAAAGCAGUCUUGGUAGGUUUCCUUAUCGCUUCCACCCUUAUGGAAUUUAAGCAAAGAUCAGUUGCUGUCUUGUCGUACUCUGUGUGGGAGAAUUACGCUAUUUUAACUAAAUCUGUUUAGAAGGCAGGUUUUGUUAAAUUUAUGCAAUGUUUUGGGUGGAUGUCCUUUAGUUUGCUUAAGGAUAAUCUGUUUAUCUUAAAUCAGUUCCUUCCCAACAACCUAAAUCAAUGUAAGGCUUAAACCAGAAGUGCCUCCUGAGAGGACCAUAUGGAUUUAAUUUAUUGGCUUCUAAAUAUGUUGAUGGAAUUUCUUAUGUAGACCUGGUCUCAGAUCGUCCUGUGUUUCCUUUCCUUGCCAUCUUCCUGUCACUGUUGUAAAUAGUAUUUAUUAGCUUUGCAAGAUUUUGUUCAGGCAGUUGCAAUGAAGAGAACUGAGCUUCCCUAACCCUACAAGUGGUCUGGGCAAACUGAAAUUGGACACACAAGUAUCACUGAACACGCAUUCCCUUCCCACACACUCGAGUUGUCCUCUAAUAAAGCUGUCUCUUAUCUUCCUCUUAUAUCCUUCUCCAGAAAUGUGAUCUUAGACUAGUUGCUUAGCCAAAAAGAUAGGGGUACAGGGAGGUCCAGCUAGGCACAGUUGAGACCUGGAUGUAGUAGAUAAUGUAUCAACUGUAUAGCAAGACAGCCUUUGAUCUAAGGACCUGAGUGUGUAGGCAAGAGACAAGGCAAAAGAGGGAUGAGAGGGCACUGGUCCAAGUUCAGUGGAAAUGCCAAGAGCAGUAUCCAGAUCCAUCCUGGUCCAGUACUCUUCUUCCUGCUUGCUUUCUUCCUUGUCCCAUGUAGCUGUUGCCUUUAAGGGUUCUUCCCUUCUCAGUUUGUGGUCACAUCUUUGCCCAAGCUGCGCUUCUUGCAAUUCACCCUUGCAGUGGUGCAGUUGAACCUACCCCAAGAUUUGAGCAGGGUUUUGUUUGGUGACUACAGAAGGGCAGUCAGACUCCACUGAGGAUGGAUUUAAUAUGAAAAGCCUAAUUCAGCAGGCCAGAAUAGCUACUUGACAUUUUACCAGAAGAAGCUAAUUUAAAAAAAAAAAAAAAAUUUUGAAGCUCUUUUAUUUUUUGUUCCUAAUGAUAAAUAAGGGAAAAACUAACCUAGCCUUACAAGUAAUUUUUUACCAUGUACAGUAGAUAUCCCCUGCAUGUAUUCUAUUUUGUAAAAUACUGGAUUUGUAUUUUAUUACAGCAGCUGCCACACCAGCUGCUUUCUUGUUCUUCAUUUUCCUUAGACUUUCUUCCCUUAGUGUCCUAUCUGCUAGACUCAAAACUCAGUAAAAUGAAUGGAAAGAUUGUGCAGGGGGCUGUGGAACAGUCUCCAUCGUGCUGUUUUAAGAGGGUGUUUCAGAUUAGUGACAGUGAAAUAUGUGCCUGACUCCAUGACCUAGUAAUGAGUUUUGGUAUACAGGUGUGCUUUCUAAGUAAUGCCCUAUUCUUCUAUGCAAGUGCCUUUUGAUUAUUUUACCUUUAGUGGCAAUUAGAGGAGAAUUGUGGUUGUAGUCUUAUUUUGCAAGUGUUUUCUUCUUGGCGUGUUUGAGUCUCCUCCCUGAAGCCUCUUCACUUCACAGUGAUCCCAGUGGGUCCUCUGAAUCAUUCCAGUAUGCACCAACAAUUUUUUGUAUGAUUUUUUUUCCAAUGAUUUAAGGCCUAGAAUCAUAGAAUGGCUUGGGCUUGAAGGGACUUUAAAGCUCAUCCAGUUCGAACCCCCUGCCGCAGGCAGUAACACCUUCCAUUAGACCAGGUUGCUCAAAGUCCUGUUCAACCUGACUUCACAUAAAUAAUGAACAGUGGUGGCUGGCGCAAGGGAUGGCUGCAUUGGUUAGCCACAUGAGGUCAGCAAAGUGGCAGGAGAAAGCUGUGACUGACCCUUCCAUUACUGUAUGGCUGGUCAGUGUAAGUGGACAAGGUCAUAGCUUAGAAAAUUCUUUAAACAGUCUAUUUUUUAUUUUCCUUCAAAUCACCCAUGGUUUGCCACCUCUGAGGGCAGCUGAAUGGUCAAGUCUUCUGCAAAAGAGGUCCCAGGUUGCUGAGCACAACACUGCUCUUGCUAGUCUUGAAGUUUUCACUCUGUAUAAGUAGGAGGCUGCUUUGAUCCCAUGGCCACGACCAGUUAAAUGGAUCACCUCCCAUUGCAGAUACAGCUGACUCCAGUGUAUUAAAACUGAAGCUGAAUUAUUUCUCCAUACUUAAAGAACAGAUGAUUCUGCAAAGCCCAAACAACCUCCUCUCUCCAAAAGUGCAUUAGUCACCAUUAAAUCUUUGCCCUUUUGUUUGCUUAAUUUGGGCAUGUCAAUUGAAAUCUCACUGGGAGACAGUCAUGUUUUCAUCUGGAGCAUUUUAAGCCAGCCAUGGCCUGGGUCAGGCCUCCCUCUGAACUAACUCAUCCAAGCCAGUACGGCCAUACCAAUUACUUUUUACCUGUUUGAUAAUCUAAUUCCAUAAUCUUAAUUUUUGUUAUUCUCUAAGUUAUUUUUAGGUACUCUUUUGGGGAAUCUCUUAACCUAGCACACACAUUGUUUGGGGAUUUAUUAUAUUAAAUACGACUUCUUUAUAAUAAGGAAAAUGUUUCCUUCGGUAUGUUUGUGAUCAUUUUUCUUCAGGGGCCUUAAUAGAACAGGUUCCUCUGCUAUAUACUAGGAGCCAAAGAAACUUCUGUCAUCACCUACCCACAGGCUGUUACGUGACAAGGACCUCACUGUUUCCAGAGGUAGCUGAUGCCUGUAUUAAGUUCUUAGCAGGGGGACAGAGAAGGCAGGACUCAUGCAAUCACACUGCCAGCCUCAGCAGUCCAGGGGGGAUCCAAGUACUAGUGUUGGUACACUGCAAACAACAUGGAGAGGCAGAUGUAUGUGCUUCGUGCUAAGGGCAGAGGGAAGCAGUAGUAAGGUGUAUUCAGAGAGGAUGCUUGUAUGUCCUUUUAAUUAGCUCAUCUAUAUUGAAGUCUUAGCCUUCUGACAGUAUACUUUUUCCAUGAUGAGUGACUUGGUGCUGUAGAAUAAUGUGUGUGCAUAGACAGGGUAGGCAGAGGGCUUAUGUCCUAUUUAAUUUCUGUUUCCAGUAGAGGACUUUUAACUGAUCCUUAGAGUCUUUGGCUGUAACAUUAUGCUGCUUAUUAGCACAAUUUUAUACACAAAAGUAAACUUAUUUUUUGGCUUACAGCUUUAAAGUAUGGCUGGAUCUGUGGGGUCUUUGCUUCUAGGAGGAUAGACUGUGAUAGAAUGUAGGGCAUUUUAUAUAUAUAUAUGUAUAAAGUAUGCAGUGGAGGGCAUGUGACAGUUCUAACCUUGUUACCAGUGUGUAGAUAAUGUUGUGGGUUUUUUUUUCCCCAGGCUAUUUAUAGUUCUUUGCUGCGUUUCUCUUAUUUUAUCUGUAGCAUUCAAUAUUUUUCAGCAGCACAGACUAAUAAUGGAUUAGGUUGAGGUUCUUAGGCCAGAUCCCAGCUGAUACAAUGCAGCUCACUUCUACUUACCACUUUUGGAGGCUGCAGGUCUGAUUUAUACUGUCAGGGGACCUCUUCCAUAUCUCUCUAUGUAACAAUAUAAAAUGUAUUCUUAAUUUUUUUAAUGUAGAGCUGAAAAUGAAUCUAAAAACUUUUUUUUUUUUUUUUCUGCCAAAGAAACCAACCCACCUCCCCACUCCCAUCCCCCAAAACUAUUGGUGGUGAGUUCUGUCUAGACACAUUUAGAAUGUAGGUCAAAUAAAUGAAUGAUACUAAUUGCUACGCUGGGAGGGAUUUCCACUGAGUAUUUGGGCUCUAGAUUCUAGUUAAUGCCAAGAGGCCAUUGUACAAAACCCACACAUUUGAGAACAGAAGUAUACAGAGUAUUUUUAUACUCCUGGUGACUAAAAUAUUUCUUUCUCAAGUCACUAAUUAGGAAAGGAACAUUUUGUAUUCUGAAGGUGAAAUGGUAGGUCAGUACUUUGUAACUUCAAAAGUUACACUAGCCUAUUUAAGUAGUGUAGUGCUAUGAUGUUUUGCUGCUUUGCACCAUAGUGUUAGGGAUAAACAACUUUGGGGAUUUCAAAGAUGAAUGAACCAGCUUAUGUGUUAAGGCCUUUACAAAUAAGAGGCAAGGAUUCAAUCAAUGGACCAGGAUUUUGUCACUUUCUCAUGGGCAAUAGGGUGGUAGUGGUUGUUCAGGGAUAUAUUGAGGGUGUGAUCCCAGCUAACGCUACAUUGCUUAGGUGGAUCAGCAUUCCUUGGAGACUUCAGGACAGAGAGUGAAAUUGCCGUUUGAUUUUGUGGUUUUCAUGUCAGGCCUUUCUCUUGCUCUACAAAGUUAUACUUAUUAAUUGACUUCCUAUGUAGAAAAGAGUGCAUCUUGCAGGAAGUUUUCAUUUGUGAUGCUGAAAUGGAGUUUGGAUAUUCUUUAUUAGUAGUCUCUUCUCUGACCUAAAGCCCAUCUCCAUACUCUUUCCUCCAAGAGUUGGAACAAAAUAUGGGA
Messenger RNA from Neopsephotus bourkii (Bourke's parrot), 6918 nucleotides. It is a transcript of the gene CREB3L2, whose product is annotated as cAMP responsive element binding protein 3 like 2. Bases 204 to 1769 code for a protein of 521 amino acids. Gene Ontology annotation, biological process: regulation of transcription by RNA polymerase II. The record is from RefSeq and is a predicted model, not a curated record. The transcript is spliced from 12 exons. Lineage: Eukaryota; Metazoa; Chordata; Aves; Psittaciformes; Psittacidae. Gene Ontology annotation, molecular function: DNA-binding transcription factor activity, RNA polymerase II-specific; cAMP response element binding.